Macadamia integrifolia is the source of this 1594-nucleotide messenger RNA. RefSeq names its product ATP synthase gamma chain, chloroplastic. The record is from RefSeq and is a predicted model, not a curated record. Gene Ontology annotation, molecular function: proton-transporting ATP synthase activity, rotational mechanism. Gene Ontology annotation, biological process: proton motive force-driven ATP synthesis. The transcript has a single exon. Bases 207 to 1337 code for a protein of 376 amino acids. Gene Ontology annotation, cellular component: chloroplast thylakoid membrane. Lineage: Eukaryota; Viridiplantae; Streptophyta; Magnoliopsida; Proteales; Proteaceae.
AUCUAAACAUCCGCUCUCCCCUCCACUCCUUCUAAGCCCAAGGAGUGAGGACUAAGAACUGGGGAGCCCCUCACUGCCACCAACAAAUCAAAACAAAAGAAGAAGAGAGCUCCUCUUCUGUUCUCCUCUUCCCCUCUUCCCCUCUUCCCCUCUCUGAUUCCUUCCCUCUGCGGAGGUUGUUGCAGCCAAAUUAUCCAGCCAAAACCAUGUCUUGCUCCAAUCUAACAAUGUGGGUAUCAUCUAAACCUUCUCUCUCUGAUCCCUCCACUCUAUCCUUCCGCUCUUUCCUCAAUCCUUUUCGUCUCCCUUCCCAUGGUUCCACCAUUAGCAUCUCCUCUCGACCUUCUUCAACAAACCCAAUUCACUGUGGUCUCCGUGAGCUCCGUGAACGUAUCGAUUCAGUGAAGAACACCCAAAAGAUCACUGAAGCGAUGAAGCUCGUGGCGGCAGCUAAAGUCCGAAGAGCCCAAGAAGCUGUGGUCAAUGGUAGACCCUUCUCCGAGACCCUAGUUGAGGUUCUAUAUAACAUCAAUGAGCAGCUCCAGACUGAAGAUGUCAAUGUCCCUCUCACCAGCGUUCGGACGGUCAAAAAGGUUGCCUUGGUUGUUGUCACCGGCGAUCGAGGUCUCUGUGGUGGCUUCAACAACGCAAUCAUCAAAAAGGCUGAAGCCCGGAUUGCCGAUUUGAAGAAACUUGGCGUCCAAUACACUGUUAUCAGCGUGGGAAAGAAGGGAAAUUCCUAUUUCCUCCGACGGCCGUAUAUUCCGGUAGAUAGGUUUCUUGAAGGAGGGAACCUCCCCACUGCGAAAGAAGCUCAGGCUAUAGCCGAUGAUGUCUUCUCUCUCUUUAUCAGUGAAGAGGUCGACAAGGUGGAGCUCUUGUACACCAAGUUCGUGUCUUUGGUUAAAUCCGAUCCUGUUAUUCACACUUUGCUUCCACUCUCACCCAAGGGAGAGAUUUGUGAUGUGAAUGGUAUCUGUGUGGAUGCUGCAGAAGAUGAGUUGUUUAGAUUGACAACCAAGGAAGGGAAAUUGACAGUGGAGAGGGACACAGUGAGGACAGAGACAAUUGACUUCUCACCUAUCUUGCAGUUCGAGCAGGAUCCAGUUCAGAUUCUUGAUGCUCUGUUGCCUCUCUAUCUGAACAGUCAGAUUCUGAGGGCACUGCAGGAAUCACUGGCUAGUGAGCUCGCAGCUAGAAUGAGUGCCAUGAGCAAUGCCACUGAUAAUGCGUCGGAGUUGAAGAAGACCCUAUCAAAAGCCUACAAUCGGCAACGCCAAGCGAAGAUCACGGGUGAGAUAUUGGAGAUUGUUGCAGGGGCUGAUGCUCUUAUAUAGUUUCAAUUGAUGGUUAUUGAUCCUUUUUUUUUUUUGGUGAUCCUGUAACUUUGUUUCACCUUUUUUUCCCCUCCUUCCUUGGGUGGGUUAUCUCCUGAUUCAUACAAAUAUGGAUGUUUAAGUUGGUUACUCUGAGCAGCCAGCUUCUUAAUAAUAUCUGAGCUGCAUUAUAGUGAGGAUUGCAGGGCAAAUUGGGGACAAAACAAGAUUUUCCAUUUCACUAUUAAUAGUUUACUGUUUUCUCUGGUUUAUAUUCA